GGAACCGAGACAAGGGUAGUUGUGUGUGAGGUAUUUGCCAAUGGCAGACUGGUUGAUCGGGGUAACACAAUGCAUUGGUGCCGACAAACCCAUGGAAAGUAUGGAGUGUACGGGUGCAGUAGCUGAAGACAAGGCUGUAUGGAUCACCUCAGGAUGGACCACUUGUUCCAAUACGUGUGGAGUUGGAGUGAAACAUCCCCAAUUAAAGUGUGUAGACAAAUGCACUGGACGGGCAAGAGGCGACCGGCGCUGUCUCACAUUCACAAAGCCCCAUCACAAACAGGGAUGCAACUUAGUCCCAUGCGAGUAUGACAAUUGUGUAGACAAACGAGAUGGACUCAACUGUGACAUGGUAGUACGUCUCAAUACGUGUGAAGACAUCAAGCAUCAUCGGGACUGCUGCCAGUCGUGUCGUCACGUUUUGUGGGGAAACGUUAGAUCAGCUCAUAAAAACAGGAUCGUGAUAUACUGAUGAUAUGGUCUUUUUGCUUUUUGCUUUUGUGUUGAUUGGCUUUCUUGUAGACGUUAAUGGUCGGUCGUUUCAGUGAUGUCAUUGCUUGUAUUUCAGUAUGCCUGGAAGUUUUUCACACUGGCCAAUCACUUACAAGUUGGCUAGU
Corticium candelabrum is the source of this 617-nucleotide messenger RNA. RefSeq names its product ADAMTS-like protein 2. Bases 41 to 472 code for a protein of 143 amino acids. The transcript is spliced from 3 exons. NCBI's taxonomy places the organism in Eukaryota, Metazoa, Porifera, Homoscleromorpha, Homosclerophorida, Plakinidae. The record is from RefSeq and is a predicted model, not a curated record.